GACCCUGCUACUGGCUACAACUCCAGCCCUGCCUCCUGCUCCAGUACAUAAACAAUGCAGCAGCCUCACUGAAUCACUGCUGUGCAGGGCAGGAAAGCUCUAUGCACACAGUCCAGCAAACAGCAGCACGCAGCUGAAAGAAGUCUCAGAGGAAAUAAGGAAGGAAAGUAGUGAUGGAUUUCAUCCCAAACUUGGCCGUCGAAACCUGGCUUCUCCUGGCUGUCAGCCUGGUGCUCCUGUAUCUAUAUGGAACUCAUUCACAUGGGCUUUUUAAGAAGCUUGGAAUUCCGGGACCCACACCUCUGCCCUUUUUCGGAACUGUUUUGUCCUACCGUCAGGGCUUUUGGAAGUUUGACAUGGAAUGUUAUAAAAAGUAUGGAAAAGUGUGGGGGAUUUAUGAUGGUCGACAGCCUGUGCUGGCUAUCGCAGAUCCCAACAUAAUCAAAACAGUGCUAGUGAAAGAAUGUUACUCUGUCUUCACUAACCGGAGGCCUUUCGGUCCGGUGGGAUUUAUGAAAAGUGCCAUCUCUAUAGCUGAGGAUGAAGAAUGGAAGAGAAUACGAUCAUUGCUGUCUCCAACCUUCACCAGUGGAAAACUCAAGGAGAUGGUCCCUAUCAUUGCCCAGUAUGGAGAGGUGUUGGUGAAAAACCUGAGGCGGGAAGCAGAGAAAGGCAAGCCCAUCAACAUGAAAGACAUCUUUGGAGCCUACAGCAUGGAUGUGAUCACUGGCACAUCAUUUGGAGUGAACAUCGACUCUCUCAACAAUCCAAAAGACCCCUUUGUGGAAAACACCAGGAAGCUUAUAAGAUUUGACUUUUCAGAUCCAUUCUUUCUCUCAAUAAUACUCUUCCCAUUCCUUACCCCAAUUUUUGAAGCAUUAAAUAUUUCUAUGUUUCCAAGAGAUUCUACAAGUUUUUUAAGAAAAUCUAUAAAAAGGAUAAAAGAAAGUCGCCUCAAAGAUACACAUAAGCACCGAGUGGAUUUCCUUCAGUUGAUGAUUGACUCCCAGAAUUCGAAAGAAACUGAGUCCCACAAAGCUCUGUCUGAUCUGGAGCUCGUGGCCCAAUCAAUUAUCUUUAUUUUUGCUGGCUAUGAAACCACCAGCAGUACUCUUUCCUUCAUUAUGUAUGAACUGGCCACUCACCCUGAUGUCCAGCAGAAACUGCAGGAGGAAAUUGAUGCAGUUUUACCCAACAAGGCACCAGCCACCUAUGAUACUGUGCUACAGAUGGAGUAUCUUGACAUGGUGGUGAAUGAAACACUCAGAUUAUUCCCACUUGCUAUGAGACUGGAGAGGGUCUGCAAAAAAGAUGUUGAAAUCAAUGGGAUGUUCAUUCCCAAAGGGGUAGUGGUGAUGAUUCCAAGCUAUGCUCUUCACUAUGACCCAAAGUACUGGACAGAGCCUGAGAAGUUCCUCCCUGAAAGGUUCAGUAAGAAUAACAAGGACAACAUAGAUCCUUACAUAUACACACCCUUUGGAACUGGACCCAGAAACUGCAUUGGCAUGAGGUUUGCUCUCAUGAACAUGAAACUUGCUCUAAUCAGAAUCCUUCAGAACUUCUCCUUCAAGCCUUGUAAAGAAACACAGAUCCCCCUGAAAUUACGCUCAGGAGGACUUCUUCAAACAGAAAAACCCAUUGUUCUAAAGGUUGAGCCAAGGGAUGGGACUGUAAGUGGAGCCUGAACUUCUGCUUUGCUCUUGAAGAAAGCUGUGCCUCAGAACAUCAGAGACCUCAAAUUACUUUCUGAAUAGAAUCUUGAAAUAAAUAUGGGCUUAAUCUAAUGUACUGCAUAAAUAACUGGGGAUUAUGUACAUGCAUUGAGCUAUCUCACUGACCGUGUAGAGUGUUACAGUUGGUAAUAUGAAAGGGAUGACCUAGAUUUGGCUUCUCUGCUUCUCAUAGGACUAUCUCCAUCACCCCCAGUUAGCACCAUUAACUCCUUCUGCACUCUAAGAGAAUAAACAUUUCUCAAUAAUUUCAUCCAUAAUUAUUAAUGAAAAUAAGAAUUAUUUUUAUGACUCUAACCGUGAUAUUUAUAUGAGAUAUUUUAUCAGGAGUAUUCUAUGAAAAGUUUUAUAUUAAGCAAAUAAAUAAAAAUCUCUUUACAAAAGUAUUAUUGCAUGCUUUCCUGCACAUUAAGGAGAAAUCUAUAGAAGUGAAUAACUGAGAACCAACAAGUAAAUAUUUUUGAUCAUUGUAACCACUGUUGGUGUGGGGCCUUUGUCAGAACUCAAAUUUGAUUACUAACAUAGGUGGAAGUUAAUCCACUGUGUCUUUGCCCAUUAUUUAGAAAGAACAUUCACAGUUUAAUUAUGCCUUUUUUGACUGGGCACAGUGGCUCACACCUGUAAUCCCAGCACUUUGAUCACCUAAAGUCAGGAGUUCGGGACCAGCCUGGGCAAAGUGGUGAAACCCAUGUCUACUAAAAAUGCAAAAAUUAACUGUGUGUGGUGGCAUGUGCCUGUAAUCUCAGCGACCCAGGAGGCUGAGGCAGGAGAAUCACUUGAACCUGGGAGGUGGAGGUUGCAGUGAGCCAAGAUUACAGCACUGCACUCCAGCCUGGGUGACAGAGUGAGACUCCAUCUCAAAAUAUAUUUUGUAACAUACAACUGAAGCUCUUACUAUAGUAUUAGUUUUGAGUUAAUGUUUUCAGCCCAGCUCCCCUGAUAUUUCUGGGAGAAGGAAACACGUUUUCUUACACCUCCUGCAUUCCAUCCUCAACUCCUGCCUUAAUACAAUGAACACUUAAUAAAAGGGAGUCAGUUGGCCAA
Messenger RNA from Saimiri boliviensis boliviensis (Bolivian squirrel monkey), 2774 nucleotides. RefSeq names its product cytochrome P450 family 3 subfamily A member 4 (gene CYP3A4). Gene Ontology annotation, biological process: oxidative demethylation; steroid metabolic process. Lineage: Eukaryota; Metazoa; Chordata; Mammalia; Primates; Cebidae. The record is from RefSeq and is a predicted model, not a curated record. Gene Ontology annotation, molecular function: oxidoreductase activity, acting on paired donors, with incorporation or reduction of molecular oxygen, reduced flavin or flavoprotein as one donor, and incorporation of one atom of oxygen; iron ion binding; heme binding.